Neocloeon triangulifer is the source of this 913-nucleotide messenger RNA. RefSeq names its product vesicle transport protein SEC20 (gene Sec20). Gene Ontology annotation, molecular function: SNAP receptor activity. NCBI's taxonomy places the organism in Eukaryota, Metazoa, Arthropoda, Insecta, Ephemeroptera, Baetidae. The record is from RefSeq and is a predicted model, not a curated record. Gene Ontology annotation, biological process: retrograde vesicle-mediated transport, Golgi to endoplasmic reticulum. The transcript is spliced from 5 exons. The coding region runs from base 86 to 790 and encodes 234 amino acids. Gene Ontology annotation, cellular component: Golgi apparatus; endoplasmic reticulum; SNARE complex.
UGUAUGGGUACUUUGACCUGUCAAAAUAAACAUUUUUUCUGAAUUUCCUGUAACUUUUACCCUUUCAGGGCCCUCUGGGUCAAAAAUGCACCGCCUUCAGAGCAAGGAAAAUGUUAGUCUUUACGCAGACGUCACUCGGCAGGAAAUCAUCAAUCAGAGCUUGCAGGUUCAAGCCCUGAUUCAGGAGCUGCAGACAUGCACAGGGCCGCAAGAAAAUUUGGACUCCCUGAGUGCAGAGGUGAGGACCAGAAUCGCCGCCCUUCGAAAGCACAUUCAGGAAUUGGAAAAUUUGGCAGAGGAGCAGGACCUUGAAAAAGACAGACAGCAGCUCAUUGAGGAGAGUAGAAGUCACAGACAAAUGCUGACUGGCACACUGACUUCAUUCCGAAACGCAUCCGUCAGUUGCCAGCACUUGAUCGACAAAAACAACCAGGAGCAGCUUUUCAGUAAUGAAAAGGAGCCCAUGACAAGCAGAAAAAGACUGAACAAAGACAAGCAGAGCAUGGCGAACGCCUCAGCUAAUGUCACAGACCACUUGCUCUCGAUCAGUAGACACCUUGCAGAAACUUCGCAAAGAAGUGCCGACACCCUUGAUUCAUUAGCAAAUUCAUCCUACACUCUACAGUCAACACAGGACGAGUUCAAAAACAUGGGCGGAGUGAUAAACCAGUCGGGCAAGCUGCUGGCCAAGUACGGCCGACGGGAAUUGACAGACAAAGUGAUUGUCUUCUUUGCAUUUGCCUUCUUCAUGGCCUGUGUUCUCUACAUAAUCAAGAAGAGAUUGUUCUGAUCUACACUGUGAUCUUCAUAUUUAAAAAUAUUGUUUUUAUUGACACCUGUAAACUCAACUGAGUGUUUAUUCACAAAGAUUAAAUUAAAAUUCGGCUGAAUUGGCCCUUGUUUGAAAACAUGA